AGCGUUCGCAUCGCUUUAUGAUACGAGUUUGAGUAUUAAGUCGCAUUUGGAGUCUUUCUGCAACGACAAUCGCAAUGGUUUGGUCGAAUACGUUCCUCUCGAUUGGUUUCGUUUUUUUGGGAUGUUUCUCGUUCCUCAAGUGUCAAUCCGUCCAAAAUGUUUGCAAGCCAUUUGCGCCACCAAAGAAUGGUGCAGCAAGAUGCAUCAAUUWUGGCAAAGUCUUAGGUUGUACAGUAGCAUGUAGAGACACUUAUGAUUUCGUCUACAAACCCGCUAAUUCAUACAGUUGUAUUAAUGGAAAGUGGGAUACUUGGUCACCAGCAAACGACCAUGACCCAAGGGAACAAUGGCCUGACUGCUCAAAAAGAACAAACCCGUCACAAGCAGCCAUAAAAGCAUUACCACAGUUCUAUUUCAAGGGGGAUUGUAAUGAUYSCAAUGUACAGGMRCAACUAAAGMAAGRCUUUGUGACUAUYUUGUCCCCUCCAAAUGCUCCUCCGUUCUUCUGCCWCUUCAAUCCACARUGCAAUGCUCAAAAUACUAUAGUUUACUGUGGAGCUGCGUGUGGAAAAUAAMACGUAAGGCAUGAUCAAAGAUCGGUGCAGAGUUGUUCUGAAAUGCUAUUUAGAAAUUCAUCGGCCAGGAAUUUUAGAUUGAAAUUAAUACAUAAUUGUAUGAAAUAGCUAGAAAAAUGACGUGUUUAAUAAUUUAUCAUAUGAAUAAAUAUGAAAAAAGGAAUUUCA
Actinia tenebrosa (Australian red waratah sea anemone) is the source of this 743-nucleotide messenger RNA. Its product is annotated as sushi, von Willebrand factor type A, EGF and pentraxin domain-containing protein 1. The record is from RefSeq and is a predicted model, not a curated record. Lineage: Eukaryota; Metazoa; Cnidaria; Anthozoa; Actiniaria; Actiniidae.